AACCGGUUUAUUUCACACAUCAGGGUUUUAGGGUUUAUAAGUCCCGAAUAACAUAAUCUCUGUUACAGACAGACACACAGAGAUGGGGAGAUCAAAGAAGGGUCCUAAAUUCGCAGUAAUGAAGAAAUUGGUCUCUCAUAAAGCAAUCAAACAACAUAAAGAAGAGGUUUUGAACCCUAAUAAAAAAGAUUUAACGAAGGAGAAUCUCCCCAGAAACGUGCCUUAUGUUUCCUCUGCUCUGUUCUUCACGUACAAUACAGCUUUAGGACCUCCUUAUCGAGUGUUGGUUGAUACCAAUUUCAUCAAUUUCUCCAUUCAAAAUAAACUGGACUUGGAGAAAGGAAUGAUGGACUGUUUAUAUGCAAAAUGCACUCCAUGCAUUACGGAUUGUGUGAUGGCUGAACUCGAGAAACUUGGUCAAAAAUAUCGUGUUGCUUUGAGAAUUGCUAAGGAUCCUAGAUUUGAAAGGCUUCCGUGCACUCACAAAGGGACUUACGCUGAUGACUGCAUAGUUGAAAGAGUUACUCAGCAUAAGUGUUAUAUGGUAGCAACUUGUGAUAGAGAUUUGAAGCGUAGGAUUCGCAAGAUACCUGGGGUACCAAUUAUGUAUAUCACUCAGCACAAGUACUCCAUUGAAAGAUUGCCAGAAGCAACAAUGGGUGGAGCUCCAAGAAUAUGAUGUUUGAGUGUGUUGCUGCAUGUUAUCGAUGACGAGCUUUAAGGACAGAUAAUGCACAAAUUGCUGACUGCUGUUCAAGGAUGUGUUCUCCUUUUAUAUUUUUAUUUUAUGCGUUUUGUCUUGUGACACAUAAAUACGUGAUAUGAAAGUUGUACUUUAAAAACGAGUAACGCUUGACGAAUAUGUUUUCCAUGACCGUGAGCCGUUUGCAUUUCA
Helianthus annuus (common sunflower) is the source of this 895-nucleotide messenger RNA. RefSeq names its product rRNA-processing protein FCF1 homolog. The record is from RefSeq and is a predicted model, not a curated record. Lineage: Eukaryota; Viridiplantae; Streptophyta; Magnoliopsida; Asterales; Asteraceae. The transcript has 9 exons. Gene Ontology annotation, cellular component: nucleolus; small-subunit processome. The coding region runs from base 83 to 679 and encodes 198 amino acids.